AUGGAUCAAACAUCGUGGCUGGAUCUCUCAGCUGAUGGCGAUACACCAACCUCGCCAUCGCCACCACAAUCUCCUCCAAGCAGCCCAUCCAAACUCACUCGAUCGAAAUCCAUCAUCGAGCGCGUCGCCAGCAGAGCCUCCGAAUAUUCCAUAUCCCCCAACACUUCGCGUAGUGAAGACCAGCUCGUUGGUCGCUCUGGUCUCCCACCCUGGGACCGAACCGUAGACAUUGUCUACCACAAAUACAAGCAUGGAGAUGCCAAACCCGACAAAAGUGUAGCCUUGAAGGCACUGACCAACAAGUUCUUCGCGUUACACAAGAGACAAAAAACAUUUCCUGAGCACGUUCGCCGCCUUAUCCUUGAGAAUCUCGUCGCGUCUUACGAGGUUUUGGGAUCCAAGCCCAUUAGCCUCAAUAGAUUCAUCUGGGACCAAGACUGCUGGGAGCCAUCGGACUUCAUCCCUCUCGGCGAAGUUCUUGCGACCUUCCGCCCUUACUUGAGCGUCUCAUUCGACUUCUAUGCCACUCUCUUCGUGGCAAUAUUGUCGGGGAAUUCUUUUCACGUUACUUUCUCCCCAUUCAUCGCACCGAGACUCAAUCCCCUAGCCACCACGUGGCUUAACAAGUACGGCGUUUUCAUCAAGUCUCUCGUUAUUGAGGUCGAUCUAUCCCGUCUAGGUCUUGGUCCUACCCCUCAAGCCAUCGAUUUAUUCCCCGGUACUGGCCAUCUUCAACGUCUGCUUCUCGAGUUUAGUUUGUCUCAGCUCGAAAGAGCCCCAGAAGCUCCCCUUGAGGCUCUCAUUCUCGUGUGUCGUCGGUUUCACGGCGAAAGAGAGGACAUUCCUGAUCCACCCGAAGACAUCUCAGAAAGCAAAAUCUCUGUCAGAGCUAGUUCUGCCAGCCCUCAAAACCAGUACUCGUCUGCUGAAAGUUCUGGCAGGCAGUCUUCUUGUGAUCUUUCUGAGAGAACAGUUCGGGUCGUCUCUCCAGCCCCAGAAGACUUCUUUGAGAAUUCUGAGCUUGAAUUCGAGUACGAUGACGAAGAAGAAGAAGAACAAGAUGGCGAUGAUGAACAUACCAACUGGGACGAAGACUCAGACGAAGGCUACGUUGUCAACAUGUCCUUCGAAAGCAGCGAAGAGUCCUCCGACUCCUUCUCCAGCUCAGAUUCCUCCUCAAACCCCGACACAAGUCUAGCCCUUCCGCCAUCCAUCCAAGAAGAAGACCUGUCAUACUGCCCAGACAAACAUCUCUCUAUAUGCAAUCACCUCCUCCGCCUCCGCAACAAGGUCACUUCCCUCCGCAUCGCCGGCUUCAGCGAGGCGUAUUCCCACGCCUUCAUCGCCACCCUAUUUCCCGAGGCCAAAUUCCUUCCUCUAGCACAACAUUCCUACCGUGUUGCGCCAUCUACCUUCUGGCCUCGUCUUCGUGGCCAGAAAUCUUGGGUUGACGCCGGUCAAGGAACUCUCAUACUAGACGACCACGAGGUCAUGCCAGAGCCUUGCAUCUUUCCCGAAGGUCCUUUUCAGCUACCACCACCAAUCGUCUAUAAAUCAAGCAUUAAAUCGUUUCCAAUGGGUCUCGAGACGACAACCCGCCCGAGGAACAAUACUGUCAGCUCGGGCUCGAGCUUGCCGUCUCAGAAAAGUUUGGAGAGCAACGAAGAGGCAAACACUUCGAAAAGCUCGCGAUCUAGCUGUGAGAAGUCCAAGGUUCAAAAGCUUUUGGACAGGUGCAAGGAAAAAUCGAGACGUAGGCCGAGGCCAACAUCGGCACCUUGAUCGCUAGAUGUAUUCAUUCGUGUUCAACGUUUUGAGUAGUGCCGCAACAGAAAAGUAUUAAGGUAGUAUUUGUGUUAAUUAGUGGACAAAUCUAUAUACCAUGAGACGCUUAUAAAACAUUGUCGCUUUUUAUCAUCUAAUAUGC
This is a messenger RNA of Trichoderma harzianum CBS 226.95, 1927 nucleotides long. RefSeq lists its product as hypothetical. The coding region runs from base 1 to 1782 and encodes 593 amino acids. The transcript is spliced from 4 exons. The record is from RefSeq and is a predicted model, not a curated record. NCBI's taxonomy places the organism in Eukaryota, Fungi, Ascomycota, Sordariomycetes, Hypocreales, Hypocreaceae.